AUUAUAGCCUUGCUAAAAGAUGAAUAUAAUGGGAAGUUUUUCUGUUACUAGAGCUGCUAUCAUGGGGAUGUCACUGCUAGUAGUGAUUACAUUUGUAAAUCCUUGCUCAGCUAAGUCUAUCUUAAGGAGCGGCCAAUCACUGUCACCUGGGCAGUCUCUGGAGUACGCGCAAUAUAUAUUCGUAAUGCAAAGAGACUGCAACCUGGUUUUGUAUGAAAACAAUGUUAAAAAGUUGUGGGAAUCCGGAACAACUGGAAAAGGAGGCGCCGUUACGUGCGCGUUAAGAAUGCAGAGAGAUGGGAAUUUAGCGAUAUAUGCGGCAACAACUCCUGUGUGGUCUAGUCAAACCUCCAGAGGAUUUGCUUCCUACUUUUUGCAGCUUCAGGGCGAUGGUAAUGUUGUUAUUUAUGGGCCGUCCGGAGCCAUUUGGGCAACUGAUACUGCUCAGAACAAGAAAAAACUGCUUUAACACUUUCUACUUCAGUUUUUAUUUCUAUAAGAAUAAUAAUAAUAAUAUGCCACUGUUCGAGAUGUCUAGUGUUACUCAGAUCUAACAGAAAACAGUUGUUACUUGACUAGGAAUAUAUAGAAAUAUUUUUCUAAUA
Cryptomeria japonica (Japanese cedar) is the source of this 605-nucleotide messenger RNA. Its product is annotated as mannose-specific lectin. The transcript has a single exon. The record is from RefSeq and is a predicted model, not a curated record. Lineage: Eukaryota; Viridiplantae; Streptophyta; Pinopsida; Cupressales; Cupressaceae. Bases 20 to 469 code for a protein of 149 amino acids.